CUGCUAAGUCUGUGGUCGUGUCGGGUCGCGUCUGUUUCCUUCAGUGCUUCAGAAUCAGUACGUGCUUCCACAUUUUUGUUUUAAAAUUUUUAUUGGAUUUAUUCAUGUUAAAAAAACGGGUAAUGGCAAUGUCUUUGUUGGCCAAUUCAAUUGAAAUUCCUGAUAAAAUACUGGAAAUAAAUUUGACAGAAAAUGACAUAUUUUACAACGUUGCCAUCACCCACAAGUGUAAGUACCGAACACUUGAAUAAGGAAAAAUAAAAAAACAAAACAACAAACAGACAAAACGCAAGUAAUGUGAUAAAUCUAGACGACUCUGCCCUAGCGAUUGCCCUAGCGAUUGCCAAAAAAUGUGGCACGAAGGAUGGUGGACAGCUGCUGCUACAUACAAGGGGAAGGACAUUGAAUUUGGCGGAGGUUAGCGAUCUGGGUGGAGAAAGACUCAGUGCAGUCUGUGCCGUGUCCCGUGUCGAGUUCGGAACGAAACGUGCUCCCGUCACUAAAAGGUGAGCCUGACUACACACUCGAGGGGUCUUUGCGGUGCCGACACGCGAAACGAAAUCACGACGACCUGCUCAGCUUUUUCCGUACAGUUGAAGCUCUGCGAAUCGACGACAACGACGCGAAAACGAUACACUCGCCCCUCUUGUGUCAUCGAGACAUUUUUGCUGCGACUCUUUCCUCAAAAUGACUUCGACUGCUGCUGCUGCUGUCAGUAAAAAAGAUACCCGAUUUGCCCCAACUCCCGCCGGCAACCAACAGUUCUUUAGGCGAGAACGCAGCUUUGUCCUCCAACGACCUUCUCAGAAUGUGCCAACGGGAAAUAAUUUUCAGCAACGAGAGCGGAGUUUCAUUCGUGAUGGAAAUCGCUCAGGUGGCGGCAGCUCAUCAAAUGCUUUCCCGAAUUCCGUGGGAAGCAACAGUGGUAAAACACGCGGUGGCUCUUAUCAUAAUGGGAACAAUGGGCCAGCAGCACCGGCAUCUGCAGCCGCCGGGAGGGGCAGCAAACCGAAUAUGGAAAUCUAUCGGCCUCCAAGUAUGCGGAGUGGUGAAGUUCCAGCUGGUGGACGGGGGCAAUUCCCUCAGAACUCUACCGAUCAUCAGCCCCCACGUCUUACCAAAAGUCGAACUUCACUGGAACUCAAUAAUAAUAGCACCAGGGCAGCUAAUAAUAAAGUAGCACAGCAGGGCGCUGCAGCUGCUACCGUUACUUCAAUCACGAUACAAAAGCAACCGGUUAACGAGGCGACCGCAUCACCGGCGGGUCAGUUCGUCCUCCAAAGAUCCAAAAGUAGUGGAUCCCAUCUUACUCUGCAACAGCAAAAAGUGCCCGUACCGACUCCAGCGUCAACUAAUGCAACGCCCAAAGUCGGCAAUUCGGAAUUACCUGAUGUCAGCUCAUUUCCUGAGGCAGCUCAAAUUCUACUCAGGAAAAUCGCUGUCGAUCCAGACGGAGCCAAUAGCCGCUCUGUGAUGGAGGCUGUCAAGACCUUAUUCAAUCGAGUGAUUGAAUCAUCUCGUUAUGCGUCUUCGAUAGCUCGUUACUGCUCAUACGUCAUAGAGAAAGAAACUAAAGAAACUUUCCGCGAGAGCUUGCUCAAUACGUGUCAAGAAUCGUUCCAGGAACGUGACCGAAUCUUGAGAUCGGCAGGGGAAUCAUCCCAACGUUGGGUGGCCUUCAUUAAUUUCUUGAACGAAAUGUAUUUACAGCUGAAGCGACGCAAUUUCAACUCUAAAAUAAAAACUAGUUCAACGAGACCGUCUCCCGAUUUGAUUCUACUCUCUCUAUUGGCCGAGAGCUGCUGUGCUACACUCAGACAGCCAUCAUCGCAAUCUCUUCAAGAGCUGGAAUGUUUGUUUUUCGUUCUGACUGGCAUCGGUCGUGACGUCGAAACGGAGCUUCCUACUAAGAUGUUUGCCAUAUGGAACGCCAUUCGUGAUGCGUUUCUCGAGAUGAACGCAUUGCCUGGAGCAGCUCAACGCACUUUGCUGCAGUUGGUGGAACUGAGAGCGGCUAAAUGGCAACUACCUGCCACGGCAGUCACGUACUAUUAUCCAUCCGUCUCGGGAUCUGCCUAUUGAUGCGUUUUUAUUUGCCAUCACUGUGAUUACCACACAAAAAUAGAUCCCAUAAUGUUUUUCUUUCCCUUUAAUUACUUUUAAUUGGAUUUUGUCAACGUUUCUGUAUGAUCUAACUUUUCUCUUAGCAAUAAUGAUAUGUUCGUCUACUCGUCGUUUUGGUAUGAGAAUAAAAAUCAAGUCAUACUUA
Molecule: messenger RNA, 2269 nt
Organism: Daphnia pulex (common water flea)
Lineage: Eukaryota; Metazoa; Arthropoda; Branchiopoda; Diplostraca; Daphniidae
Product: polyadenylate-binding protein-interacting protein 1-like
Exons: 9
Coding region: 688-2082 (464 amino acids)
Biological process (GO): regulation of translational initiation
Cellular component (GO): cytosol
Molecular function (GO): protein binding; RNA binding; translation activator activity
Source: RefSeq, a predicted model, not a curated record